Molecule: messenger RNA, 1551 nt
Organism: Boeremia exigua
Lineage: Eukaryota; Fungi; Ascomycota; Dothideomycetes; Pleosporales; Didymellaceae
Product: organic solute transporter Ostalpha-domain-containing protein
Exons: 3
Coding region: 95-1270 (391 amino acids)
Biological process (GO): transport
Molecular function (GO): transporter activity
Source: RefSeq, a predicted model, not a curated record
ACCCAGGCGCUCCUUCGAGUGAGAGGCUUGAAGAUUUUAGUUUAACAACCUCUUCUUCAAACCAUCACUUCCUGCGAAGCCACUCGAUUCAGCUAUGGGCAUUUCUGACGUACUGCUUAUAACGAGAAAGAACCACCUCAACGCGAGCUCGAUCGUCGGCUCUGCAACCAGCCAUGUGUGUCCUGUCGAGAACCUAAACGGUCCAGCCAUCGUGCCCAUCGUUGGCAAUUACACCUUCCACGAAGUCGCAACCAUUGUUGCUGGCACGUGUGCGCUGUUCAGCAUAAUCAUCUGCAUUUUCAUAAUCGCUGGGCAUGCAGCCAACUACUCCUUUCCUGUACAGCAACGCCAAAUCAUACGUAUCGUAUUACUCAUUCCGUGGGUGGCUCUGUUCUCAUUUCUCAUUGUCCUUGAAGAAAAGGCCGGAGUGUACAUCGUUGCGAGUCUCGACUUUGGUUGCGCGAUUGCGCUGUCAGCGUUCCUGCUGUUGAUGUGCGAUUUUGUGUUAUCCCAUCCGGAUGGCUUCGAUGAUCUCUUCGGUGUUGGUGCGAUGAACAGAGGAGCACUUCAAACGAAAGGUCCUGCAUGGUUCAAGCGCGUUUGGUACGGCGUGCUACAGUUCAUACCCGCCAGUAUCAUAAUUUGGAUUGGCACGAUUGUUGCACUUGCUGUAGGCCAGUAUUGCAGACAGUCCAAUAGCGUCCACUUCGCACAUCUCUGGAUCACGAUCUUCAAAUUCAUCGUCACCACCAUAUCUAUUCUUUGCUGCCUGCGCUUUCACAGCAGGAAUAAGCCAAAGCUGCUUCAGCACAAGAUUCUGCUUAAGCUCUUCACAUUCAAAAGCAUCAUUGGCUUAAAUGUUGCGCAAACUUUCAUCAUCAACAUUCUUGCGGGUCAUGGCACUCUUUCUCCCAACAAGUACAUGACAUACCACGAUAUCAACGACGGCCUCGCCUCGCUCAUCCUCGCCUGCGAAAUGCCUAUCUUCGCCUUGCUGAUGAUCUUCGCAUUUCCGUCUAAGCCCUACAAGAACAGCAAUAAGGCCGCGUCGGUAGGGCCUUUCAAGGCGAUCGUGCAGGCACUAGAUAUCAGGGACUUAUUGGGCGCUAUAGUAAGGGGCCCAAUGAGGUUAGUAAGAGAGCAGGAGAGAGAGAUCAGAAGAGGGGGCAGCAUCAAGAUGGAGAUGCAGAAUGGGGGUCCCGGCGUUGAUGGAGUCGAUCAAAGUACGAUGUACAAGGGAAGUAACGAGAGGGUCGGGCUUGCUGUCUAGUCACGCAACUGAUUAUUGGUCAACUCAUGUUCCCAGUGCUAGCUAUUCCAGUCUUUUACACUCCAACAUCUCCUUCGCGCUUGUAGUUAUGACAUGCCCACUGCACAAUUUUUAUCAUCCCCACUUCAACCAAACUUCGCUGUCAAAUAGCAUCACCAUUGAUUGAGUGGAGAGGUGUUUGGAACAACUCUCUGUUUGUCUACGCCCACAGUCAAUAACAGAUGUAGAAAGUAGGAUAAGCGGUUUUGGAUGACAUGGAAACGACGUCAAGUGCCAUGGAC